This is a messenger RNA of Miscanthus lutarioriparius, 168 nucleotides long. The record is from the annotation of a GenBank genome assembly. NCBI's taxonomy places the organism in Eukaryota, Viridiplantae, Streptophyta, Magnoliopsida, Poales, Poaceae.
AUGGAGCAGGGCGACAAGAAGAUAGUGGGGCUUGAGGUGGGGUGGAGCUUUGUGGCCACCGGCUUGUCCAAGAUUAGGCGCGCCAUCGAUGGCGGCGGCGAGGGCUUAUCCUCCGAGGAGUCUUCACGCUGUGAAAUCAGAAUUGAUAACAAAGGACGCAGAGCCUGA